Ipomoea nil (Japanese morning glory) is the source of this 2751-nucleotide messenger RNA. Its product is annotated as pumilio homolog 23-like. Gene Ontology annotation, cellular component: preribosome, small subunit precursor; 90S preribosome; nucleolus. Gene Ontology annotation, molecular function: RNA binding. NCBI's taxonomy places the organism in Eukaryota, Viridiplantae, Streptophyta, Magnoliopsida, Solanales, Convolvulaceae. The record is from RefSeq and is a predicted model, not a curated record. The coding region runs from base 161 to 2557 and encodes 798 amino acids. Gene Ontology annotation, biological process: endonucleolytic cleavage to generate mature 5'-end of SSU-rRNA from (SSU-rRNA, 5.8S rRNA, LSU-rRNA); endonucleolytic cleavage in 5'-ETS of tricistronic rRNA transcript (SSU-rRNA, 5.8S rRNA, LSU-rRNA); endonucleolytic cleavage in ITS1 to separate SSU-rRNA from 5.8S rRNA and LSU-rRNA from tricistronic rRNA transcript (SSU-rRNA, 5.8S rRNA, LSU-rRNA). The transcript has 11 exons.
UGCUAUCGCUAACAUCUCCUACUUGUCUAAGUCCCGGCAAAAACUUGACCGGUUACAAGCUGUUGUGGACGACUCAAGAUCCUGGAGAAGAAGCUUUGAAACUGUCUCUAUUUGGAGCCUUGGAGGUUUACAGUGAGCAGGCUUUUCUUUGUAAAAGCAUAUGGUUUCUAUAGGCCGGAGAGCUUUACUGUUGAGAAACAAUAAAGCACAUAAUUUAACUGAGGAAGGUUUGACACCUCAGGACAACAUUUCUUUUAAUCAGUACAAAAAGAAGAGAAAUAUGGGUAGAAGGGAUGGGAAGAAGCAUUCUGGAUUUCCUGCUGAUAAGUCGGCUGAAUAUCUAUCUGGUGGAAAAACUGCUGAUGGCAAUUUUAAAGCUCAAAAAUCCUCAAAGUACCAGAAAGGCACUUCUUAUACACCAUUUGUCAGGAAUCAGAUUGAUCCAGAAACUGAAAAGUACUUUGCAGAGAUUACAAAUGUCAUAGAAGGCAAGGAGAUUGACUUAGAAGAGCGGUCGGUUAUAUGUGGCAAUGCAUUAGAAGAAACAAGAGGGAAAGAAGUAGAACUUGCAACUGAUUAUGUAAUAAGCCAUACACUGCAAAUUCUUCUGGAGGGCUGUUCUCUAGAUCACCUUUGUGGUUUUCUUCAUAGCUGUGCAAAGAAUUUCUCCCAUAUUGCAACAGACAGAUCUGGGUCUCAUGUUGCUGAAACAGCUUUGAAAUCUUUGGCUGUGCACCUUCAGGAUUGUGAGCAACUAUCUCUUAUCGAAGAGACUUUGAGGAAAAUAUGUGAGGAAAUUAUUGUCAAUCCUGUUGAUAUAAUUUGCAAUGCUUAUGGAUCACAUGUGCUUCGGAGUCUUCUUUGUCUAUUGAAUGGGGUGCCCUUAGAACAAUUCCAUAGCACAAAGUCGGCAGUUGUACUAGCAGAACGGAUGAAUUUUAAGGCUCCUCGAUCAGAAGGCAACAAGUUGUCAUAUUCUAACCAGAGUUUCCCAGAUUUGCUCAAAUACCUUGUGUCAGAGAUGUUAAAUACCACAAGAGAAGACAUUUCUAAUCUUUUGAUGGAUCAGUAUUGCAGUUUGGUUCUGCAGACAGCAUUGAAAUUAUUGGUUGGAAAUGAAGCAGAGCUGUUGCAUAUAAUCCAAAUUCUUCUUGGCUGCAACAUGGAAAUGGAUGGGAACUUCAUAGGAAGACCUAGAUUACAAGAAAUUCUAAAGUGGGUGGAAGAACCUGCAUACAGUCAUUUAUUUGAGGUUAUCAUCGAAGUUGCUCCUGAACCCAUAUACAAGGAGUUAUUACAGAGAGUCUUUAAGAACUCAUUGUUUCAGAUGUCAUCUCAUCAUUGUGGGAACUUUGUUGUGCAGGCUUUAGCUUCUCAUGCUAAAUGCUCAGAGCAUAUUGACUUGAUUUGGGCGGAGCUUGGAACUAAAUUUAAGGACCUACUUGAAAUGGGCCGCUCUGGAGUAGUUGCUUCUCUUGUUGCUGCAACUCAAAAGCUCCAUCACUGUGAAGAAGAGUGUUGUCAGGCACUUGCUUCCGCUGUUUGUGUAGAAAAUGAGCCUCUCAUGUGCAUUAUUCCACGCAUACUGUUUCUUGACAAUUAUUUUAGAUCUGAAGACAAAUCUAACUGGAGUUGGCCAAAUGGCACCAGGAUCCAUGUUGUUGGCUCUUUGAUCCUGCAGUCAAUUUUUAGAUUCCCCAGUGAAUUGAUAAAGGCUUUCAUUUCCGGUAUCACAUCUUUGGAAGAGCAUCAACUUCUUGAAGCAUCUAAAGAUCCCAGUGGUUCACGUGUUAUUGAAGCAUUUCUAAACUCAAAUGUUUCUGCAAAACAUAAGAGGAAGCUAUUGAUCAAGCUUCAAGGACAUUUUGGUGAACUCUCAGUUCAUCCAUUGGGAUCGUUUAUGAUUGAGAAAUGCUUCAAUGCAAGCAACUUGCCUCUAAGGGAGAAAAUUAUUUCAGAGAUGUUACCAUUGCAAGCUGAGUUGUCGAGAACAAAGCAGGGACCUUACCUACUUAGGAGAUUUGACGUUGAUGGAUAUGCAAAACAACCGGAUAUAUGGAAAUCAAGACAAGCUUCGCAACAAUCUGCCAGACAGGAAUUUUAUGCUGAAUUUGGAGCUACUGGUACCAAAUCAAGAAAAGAUAGCUUUCUUGCAGAUACACACAAAUCACAGCCAGAAAAGUUGAAAGAAAUGAGGAAAGAGAUUGAGACCAGUUUUGCUUCUUCCCGAACUUCCAGUAUCCCAUUUUUGGCUUACCAGGGUUCAAAGGCUAAAACAAAGAAGUCGGCCAAGAAGCAACCAUCUGAAAGUGGAGGAUUUGCUAAGCAUUCAGUGAAUGAUGAUUUUUUGAAAGGGAAAAACAAAAAACGAAGAACUGAAAAGGGUAACGAUGGGAUUGAUAGUACCUGUGCGGGAGGAAGUGAGUAUGAUGAACCCUCAAAAUCUGGAGACAAAAAUGAGAAGAAAAGACAAAGAAGAGAAGAAAAAGAAAAGAAAAGAAAAAGGAAAGAUGAAAACUCAAAGUCAUCUAAAAAGAAGAAAAAUGUUAAAGGGUGAAAGUUGGACAUUUCAAGGGUUCCCUACGGCCACCUCCUUCGCAAUUCACUUGCUUGACUGACCAGCAUUUUUGUUUUGUUUUCUUUGUAAACAGGGUUAGUAUGCCCAUUUUUCUGGGGUGCAGAAUACUCAAUGUCCUUAGCCUGUUCUUUAUGAAAUUAUAAUCUUUAUUUAAGUUGAGGGCUGAUAAAAAA